This is a messenger RNA of Magallana angulata, 2625 nucleotides long. RefSeq names its product intraflagellar transport protein 74 homolog. The transcript is spliced from 27 exons. The record is from RefSeq and is a predicted model, not a curated record. Gene Ontology annotation, biological process: cilium assembly; intraciliary transport involved in cilium assembly. Gene Ontology annotation, cellular component: cilium; membrane; centrosome. NCBI's taxonomy places the organism in Eukaryota, Metazoa, Mollusca, Bivalvia, Ostreida, Ostreidae. Gene Ontology annotation, molecular function: beta-tubulin binding. The coding region runs from base 135 to 2540 and encodes 801 amino acids.
ACGUUGGCAUGGCAUUGUAGAUGCAAAGAAUUACGACAUUUGAGAUUUCGUUUGUGAUGUUGUUUACAGAUAUGGAUUACGUGUCUUUACAUCGUUAUUUCAGGCCCAGACUGUGAUGCCUCUCAGCAGCCAUCAUGUCCAGUGUUCAGUACAUGGAGUUUGACAGCAGGUACUUGCCUGCUGCAUGCAUCAGUUUUCUCUUCUUUCUGUUCUUGUUCAAGUUUGCCAGUCCAAAGUUGUCCAAGAAAAUCUUUGCCAAGUACAACGACCUACCUGAAGCCAGUAGAAUUGACUGGGACACCAGAGUCAAUUCCAGUGUUCAUGCAGUGAUAGUCAGUUCUAUGUGUGUGUAUGCAUAUCUGUAUGAUGAUGAGUUACAGACCAAUCCCAUAUGGCACAACAGUCCCACUGUAAGAACGGAGUGUGCUGUAGUCAUGGGAUACAUGUUGGCCGAUGCAGUGAUAAUGACAAUCUAUUACAAGCAGAUUGGUGAAGUUUUCUUCUAUUUCCAUCAUGCAGCUUCAAUAUAUGCUUACUAUUAUGUUGUGGUCUAUGGAGUAAUGACCGGUUUUGCCAAUUAUCGACUGCUAGCUGAAAUAUCCACCCCUUUUGUAAACAACAGAUACUUUUUUGAUGUACUUGGAAUCAAGAAGACCGAUCCUUUGGGAUUUACCAAUGGAAUCCUAAUGACGCUGUCCUUUUUCGCUGUUCGGAUUCUCGUAAUGCCAAUUUACUGGAUGAAAGUUUACCAAGUGUAUGGAACAGAGGCCUUUUUGAGAACGGGGCAUGUCCAAAUGGUCCUAUUGGUGACCUGUGUUGUUCUUGAUAUCAUCAACUUGUUUUGGUUUUAUAAAAUGCUAAAAGGUGUCCAUAAAGUGUUAAGGGAGUGGAAGAGUACCUACAGCAAGUGGCAGCCGACCAAGGACGGGGGCAAGGCCCCCAGGGACAGCAGCACCAGGAAUACAACCUGGUACUGCAACUCGCCUUACAACUGCAAUGGUUCACAAAGAAUGGUCCAGGACAAAACUUAUUACCUGGGUCUUAUCAGAGGGAAACUAAAUGAUUUAAAUGCUGAAAAUGCUAGACUAAAGAAAGAGAUAGAAAAUUCCUCCGAAGAGAAUUCAUCAUUUCUUACGUAUGAGAAAAGAGCUGAAUCACUGGCUAGUGAAAUAAGAGAUUUACAAGGGGAACUAGGAGAUUACAACACACUUGUAGACAAACUAACUACAGAUGAAGAUAUUCAAGAUGUGGAAUUUGACUUGAAUGAUCUCAGAGCCAAUAAUGAAAGAGAGGCAAAGAAAAUUGAGGAUUUGUUUGAAGUAAAGAAAGAGAAAGAAGAUAGAAUUCGACAGUUAGAAACAGAAUUGGACCAAGAAAAGCGCAUGGCAGAUAACUUGGUUAAUGAUAUGGACCCGGACAUGAGGCAGAAAUACUUUGCUCUGAAGGACAUGAAUGAACAUAUGUUAAGACAGCUGGAAAAAUCACAACAAGAGUUAGAUGUACUCAACUCAAAAAUAGGAAACCUUCAAGAGGAACUGUCAAUGUCUCAAGUUAAACAAGAAGCAGUGAGGCUGUAUGACCAGAUUAACGACCUCGAGAUCCAGAGAGAUAAUUACCUGGAGGAGACCAGGAACAAACAGUCCCCUGCUGAAGAGAGGGAGAGGCUGCUGAAACAAGUCAAGGAAGAUAACCAGGAAAUUGCCAGCUUGGAAAGACAGACUAAUGAACUAAAGGAGAAGAUAGAAAAUAUUGAAGAAGAGAUAAGACAACUUGACCUUGAUAUUGAAGAAAAUCAAGGGGAGAGAAAUCAGAAGUACAAGGAGUUAAAGAAAAGAGAAGAAACUAUUGAUGAAUUUCUUAAUAACUUUGAGGAGUCAAAAGGGCAAGAAAUGGAAAAACUCAAACAAACAGAACAGAAUAUUGUAUCCCUACUUGAGCAUACAAGCCGAAACAUGAGUCGAUUCACUGCUCUACCCACUCCCCAGGAGUUGGGUACCAUGAAAGAAGAUCUGGAGUUUAAGACUGGUGAAAUGAAGAAGUCCGAACAAACAACUGUAGGACUAGCAGCAGAGAGUGACAAACUGCAGUCAGAUCUACAGAAAGUGGAACAGCUGGAAGAGAAGAUUAACACAGAAUUGGCGAUGCUCAAGGAGAAGACAGCCACAAUGGAAAAAGAGCUAGAAAUCUAUUCUGACCUCAGCUCAUUGAAAGAGGAGGCUGAGAAAAAGCGGAGGAAAUUGAUGGAUGACAGAGUGAGCUUGCAGAGAAGGAGAGACACAUUCAAGAAGACCAUGCAACAACUGACUAGUAAAUAUGAGGGCAUGAAGGCACAGCUGAAUGAGAAUGAAACAUUUGUACAGCUUGGCAAUUUGGAGAAGAAAUGGCAACACCAUGAACAGAAUAACUUUGUGAUGAAAGAAUUUAUCAACACCAAAACCAUGGAGUGUGACUACAGGGCCAUAUCCAAGAGAGUUUCAUCCGUUAUUUCCGACUUCAACACUAUACUGCAGAAACAGAUGGCAGGAAAAACCAGCAUGUAGAGAAACAUUUAAUAUAGACAUAAAGUAGAUCUGUCAUUGUAGCUGUGAUUAUUUGUAUUUAUUGAAUAAAUCCGUCCAUUUAUUA